ACCAUCAGUUCCUCCUCUACCCCCAACAUUGCCACCCCCACCUCCACCACCUCCUCCACCUACUGCAGUUCCUCCUCCGCCACCACCUCCAGGUGAAGAAUCAACCAAUUCGAGUGCUGAUGUAUUGACAGAUUUUCAGGUGGAAGAUGAUUAUGUCAGAGAUGCUUCACGGGAAACAGUGGAUGUCUCCACUUCAGAAAAACGUGAGUGUAAUCCUGUUUUACACAAUGUUUUGAAUCAAGAGAACUUGAGUACUUCGAGUGUAAGGGAAUCCAAUCUUGAAAGCAGUAAUUGUGAAAUCAAUCUGAAAAAUGUUUCUGUUGAAGGCCCAGACAUGCCUGACAAAAGUAACUGCCAUUCACCUGCAAAUUCUGGUAAACUGACUCCAGUGACAAUGGUUCUGGAAGUCAGUGAGAAAAUAGGUGAUGAAAAUCCUCGGAAGGAUGGUCCAGUUUCUCCUCACAUUGCAGAGCAAGGCGUAGAUGUCAGUGGAAACAAUGAGAUGGCAAAUAGUGUAAACUUCCAGAAACGUCCUUUUUGUACGAUGGAAGUGACUGAGGUGGAUGUGCACACCGAGCCAGAUGCGGACCAUGAUGAGGAGACUGGAUUAAAUGAUGUCAGAUCAGAUAACACAAGUGAAGGUGAUCCAAUGGAUUUAUCAUCCAUGAUAGUUUUGGAUGAAGUAGGCCCCACUUCCUCCCCAGAACCAGAGUAUCCUGAGAAGAUUUGCCUAACAGUGCUUGAUGAGGUGGGACAUGUUGACAGUAUAGAUGAAAAUGAAGAGCUUUUACGUACUAAAUUAUUGGAAAGUAUAUGCGAGAAGUCUAGAUCAGCAAAGCAAAAAGAAAUUGGCAGUGAAAGCCAGUCACAGAAGCCUGUUUCGAGACAAAGUGCAAUAGUAAUUCCAAAAAAGUUACCAUCUGUGAAGCGUGAGAAGAGUGUGGCUAAGUCUGUACAUAAUUCUACGCUGAGGACAAGAGGGGCCUUCAAGCGCAGUCUGAAACCGGCAUUUACUAGGAGAAAAUAUAGCUCUCUCAGUCAUAGACAGGAACAAGGAUCUUCAGAUAGGUUUAAAAAGCAGAAAGAGCUUGUAAGUUACAGAAAACCAGUUCGGAGAUCUCAAACAAAUAAUGGUUCAUUGCAAGUAACUGUUGCAAUGACAGAAAGCAAGGGCAAUAGUACCAAGAGAAAGAUAAUCCCUUUUGAUGGAGGAAAAGCUGUGGAACGAUUUGUUAUACGCCUCGAUGAGGACACAGACAGUGGUGAAGAUGAUGGAGGCAAACAAACUGUGAGCAGUGGAGAACAUAGGGUUGUUCAUAUUAGUGAACAUGCAAACAGUAAAUUACAGAACUCUGCUCGGUCCUCAGAAAUAUUUCCUGUUUCUGGCUACAAGGAAGACAGUCAAAACUCAGAACCCACUGCCUUGUUACAUGUUGAGGGGCCACUCGCUUGUAGUACGUUGGGUACUGAAGUAGUUCCUGCCGCUAAAGAAUUUGAAGAGAGUCUUGACAUACUGCUGAAGCAGGCUAGAUCAGAGGCAGAGGCACGUGGAAUGGGAGAAGUGAAAUGUGUUGCAACAGCAAACAAUCCGAUACAAAUUCAUACAGUGGCAGAUAAUUCUCUGGUGCCAGGUUUGCAACGGAAAGACAGGACUGUUACCAUAAGGGACAUGCCAUUGACUGCAACUCCUUUGGCUGUUAGAUUUCUUCCGUCAUCACGACAAGAAGAAUAUAGACGUUUGAAGGAGCAGUUAGCUUUGAAGCAAAGGCAACUCCAAACUACUAUUGCAAAGCCUUCACUCCAGCUUUCCAGUACUGAAGUAAAAGGGGAAACUAUGACUGUGAAGAAAUCAACUCACAAAUUAAUACGAAAGAAUGUUGCUCCUGGAGGCAAAAGUGUAUUGAUGUCAAAGGUUUCUCCAGUUGUGGUAACCCAAGGUCACGGCACAAUAGGUACAGUCUCAAAGCAGGUGAAUACUACAUUAAUGAAGACAAGCCAAAGUGUAACUAAUAUCAAGGCUGUUGCAGGAACUGCGUCAAAUGAAAUCACUAGAAUAGGUUCACCUAACCGUAAUAUUGCUGAUAAAUUUAGAAAUUUUUCAUUAAAUGUAAAAAUUAGUGACAGUGGCACUAGAAUUGUAGAAGCUUCAGGAAUAAAAGUAAAUGCACAAAAUGCUAAUUUGAGAACAGGUACUAGUCUUCCUGUAAUAGAGCAGACAGAUCUCAGGAGUAAUAGCAUUUCCCCAGUUGUAAAGCCUCCAAUGAACUAUAGCCCUAAAAGCAUAAAAAUGGAGCGCACCUUUUCCAUCAAGUCUAAAGUUCUAGAUAUGCAACAUAGCUCAGUUACAUUGAAAAAUAAGAAUGUUGAAUUACCUUCUGCAGGUAAUCUCCUGAAGUCACCUAAGAAUUUAAUAGAAAGCAAAAAUUCUCACAAUGGUGGAAACAAAGAACUUUUAAGUAGUGCUGCUAAAACUUUAAGUGGUGUGCAGAAAGGGACUGAUAAAUCUUCUCCUGAGAUCUUCAGUGUCUCAGCAUCCACAUCAGCAGUUCCAGCUAAGCAACAACCAAUGAUGCAGAAAGUGCCAAAGGAUGUGCUAGAGAGCACUUCCUCUCAAGCAAAUCAACCAAUGCGUAAGGAUGAUAAAAGUGCACUUAACAGAACUGUACUUGAAGCAAGACAGUUGGAAGCUGCUGUUCGUGCAAAGUUACAAGAUUAUAGAAAAAGGAAAAGCACGGUAGAAAGCAAAAAACAAAUGGGUAACAUAGCUACACAAGUUUCUAGCCCUAUGCGUAAAACUUCUGUGGAGCAGAGAAAAUUUAAUGCGGGCAGUCUCUUGAAUUCUGAGUGUGUUAAACACAAAAGUGUUGCAGAAACCUCAAGUACUUCGGACCAGUCGUGUGGAAAAGGAUCAAAUUCCAAUACAGAACCCGACAAGGGAAGCAAUGUUCAGCUGAUGCAGCUGGAGAAUAAUCUUCUUAAGGAAAGGUGUGCAGUACUGGAUGAUAUGAGUGAACUAUCGAACUUGCUGCAGCAGAUAGAAAAAGAGAAAACAGUGGAAAGUGAUUGUGAAGAUGAGAUAGAGCAACUAAGGGCUAAACUGCAGAUGGCAGAAGAAAGGCUGUUGAAACAGAAGAAAAUUUUAAGUGAAAUGCGGAACCAUGCAAAAGAAGCUAGGCAGCGUAUAAAUAAAAGGUUUAAUAAUUAUAACUCUCUUGUGCGUGAAUGUCACCGUUUUGGGCAGAAAACUGUUGGAGGAUCUUACAAGGUUCCAUCAGGAUGUAGCCAGUUAUUAGUAGAGAAAGUGAAGCAGCUGUCUGUCCAAGCUAAGAGGCUAAAUUCCAAAUGUGCAAAAUCAGGUGAUGAAACCUCAGUUACCGAAAGUCCAUUGUCUGGUGUUGAAGCUAGUGAUAUGUGUGAGAUCAGUUUUGAUGAAAGUCAGUCUGACUCUCCUGACUUAAAGACAGGAAAAGUGAAAGGUUCUGAUUCAGAGGAUGUAAAUGGUAUUGACAUGCGGUCUCCAGUCAGAAAUGCAGAUCAAAGUGGACGGACUGAAGCAAGUGUUGAGAGUAGCCCAAUGGAAAAUAGUGCAGAUAAAAAAACUCAGAAAUGUUACAUCGAAAGUGAAUUGAAAGAAGUGACAACUGGGGUGAAACGUAAGAGUAGUGAUGUUUGUAGUUCUCAGUCAAAGCUACACACACCACGCAAGUUACAGAAAUAUGUUUCCCCUUUGGAACAUAUCAAGACUGACAGUGGUUUGGGUGUGGAUCCCAAUGUGGUUCUAUGUCCAUAUGAGCUUAGUGGAACAUGUCAUGAUGAAGAGUGUCCUUACCAACACCAGCAGCAGGCUAUUCUGUGAUUGCCUUCAUUUUGUACAAAUGCAUCCUGUGUCUUUCAUACUGUAAAUAGUUUUUAUUAUGAUUUCAGAUUGCUGCCAUAGUACAAUUAUUGGAGCCAUACCUGUGAGACUGAGACAGAUGCAGUUCCUCAACUGGUGAAAAGCACUGUUUCCCUUUGAGUAAUGACGGUGGUUGCUGUGCUGGAUGUGUGAUGGCUUUAUUAAACUGCCAUCUACAGCUGGGAUCAGAAGAUACCAAUUUAGAAGAAAAACUGGAACUGACAACUGCAUAUGAAUAUCUCCUUUUUUGCAGUUGACUUAGACAAUCUUGAAGAAAACCAAUUUCAUAAAUCUUCUUUCAUUGGCUUUUUUUGUGAAUGAAAUUUAUUUAUGAAACACAAGGACAUGGGAUAAAGUGUGUCUGAUAAACAAUGAGAAUGAGGAUAAAAUUGUCCAACUUGGCCGUGGCCGUGCAUAUUGUGUGUUUAGUGUGAAUCAAAUUAACAAACUAGAACUACGAAAGUUCCUGACAUUUGAAAUAAGGAGAAAUUGGAUCUGGUAAGGUUCAGUCAGAAAGGGAAAUGACAGAUACUGCCAAAUAAUACUUCAUUACCUGCUGAACAUAAAACAGUAAGAUGCAAGAAGCAAUAAAUAAGAGAUCCAGCAACAAGAGGACAAAUCGUAAGUGAAUUAUUAGACCGCCAAAAUUAAGUUUAUGAUAAGUAAAGCAUAAUUAUUUAUUUUUUCAUUUUGUAUAAACAUGUAUAUACUCAAUACCUGUAUCUUUUGAAGAUGAUUUUUAUAAAUAUAGAGACUUUUAAAGUUAA
This is a messenger RNA of Schistocerca serialis cubense, 4662 nucleotides long. RefSeq lists its product as uncharacterized. Bases 335 to 3856 code for a protein of 1173 amino acids. The record is from RefSeq and is a predicted model, not a curated record. Gene Ontology annotation, molecular function: metal ion binding. The transcript has 8 exons. Lineage: Eukaryota; Metazoa; Arthropoda; Insecta; Orthoptera; Acrididae.